UACGUUUCUUUUGUUCUUCGCGGUUCUUCUUCUCCACCACUGUGCUGCUAUCUAUCCAUGGCAAAUUUCACCUCCUCUUCUCCUCCUCCUUCUCCAUCUCUACCACACAUUUCAGCUCCGUCAUCUUCUGCGCCUUUCGACGACAGUUCCGAGGACGCCUGCAGCAUAUGCCUAGAGCCCUUCAGCACUGAUGAUCCCGCCACCAUUACCAGUUGCAGACAUGAAUAUCAUCUACAUUGUAUUCUUGAAUGGUCACAGAGAAGCAAAGAGUGCCCAAUAUGUUGGCAGUUACUUGUCAUGAAAGACUCUGCCAGCCAAGAGCUUCUAACUGCUGUGGAGGCUGAAAGACGCUUAAGAUCAAGAGAUGUUUAUUCAUAUCCAUUCACUAAUUCUCGUAGCUCCCUUGAACGGCUUAAUGAUGACCAUGGUGAUUCUAGUUCAGAUUACUCUCACUUCGAUGAACAACUUAUGCAGCACCGAGUUGCUGCUGCAAAUAGAGCUCAUUAUGUCACCACGCGGGAAAGGCAGAGAUCUUCUGGAACAGGUUCAUCAGAAUUUAUUGCUUUUAACUCUUCUGUGCAUGCUUCUGGGAUGCAUUCGAUACUUACAACUUCACCAUCUGAGGGUAGUUCACCAAGUUCUGGUGUAGCAUCUGCUGCUGACUUCCAACCUCCACCAUCUGCUUUUUUCCCUGUUAACAUGGUUGCAGGAAAUAUUACUUCUGAGAGUGAUGCCCCUUUCAAACCCAGAGUUCUCUACGGCCUGCCACCACCUGAGAGUGCCAGGAGACUAAACACUUCUGAGAUGUUGUCCUUACCCGAGUCCAUCAAAUCCAAACUUUCUGCUGCUUCAGCGAGGUAUAAGGAAUCAAUCUCAAAAAGUACCCGCGGUCUUAAAGAGAAGUUAAUUGCUCGUAAUGCCUCAGUAAAAGAGCUGAGUAAAGGUGUUCAGCGUGAGAUGAAUGCAGGCAUCGCUGGUGUUACACGAAUGAUUGAACGCCUUGAUCUUACCUCAAAACGUUCCACAUCUCCUCUCAUCCCUGUCUCUACUCAUGGGGGGACUUCAAGCUUCCCUAUGGAAGGAAAGUUUGUCCAAGAGAAUGGUAUUGGGCAGUUUUUUACUGAAGAGAGUGGAGUUGUGGUUCGUGAUGUUAGUUCAGAAGCUCCUUCUCCCGUUUGUAGCUUGGUUGCUAAUGGAGUGGAAAUUCAUCCUUCCUGUGUUCAGAGUGGACAUGAUGCUGAGAAGACUAAGCACGGAUGGUCAAAUCCACCACGCAGGCAGUCUCAGUAAUCCAAGAGGCCUGCAGUGCAAGAGACGACUUGUUAACCAAUGUGUCUGUUGGUAUGCGUCCUGCAUUUGUUUUGGUCAAUAACUUGUAGGAAUUUUUUUUUUUUUUUUGGUGGAUGUAGGAAUUUUAAUUAUAUAUUAUAGACUUCUGUUGGUGCUUCGUAUUUAGUUCCUAGAAAUAUGGCAUUGUCAAAUUAGUAAUAUAGUGGAUCAAUUAUAGAAAACAUUUUCUAAUUCAUAUAUUAUA
Messenger RNA from Gastrolobium bilobum, 1534 nucleotides. Its product is annotated as E3 ubiquitin-protein ligase RHF1A-like. Gene Ontology annotation, molecular function: ubiquitin-protein transferase activity. The transcript is spliced from 8 exons. Lineage: Eukaryota; Viridiplantae; Streptophyta; Magnoliopsida; Fabales; Fabaceae. Bases 58 to 1290 code for a protein of 410 amino acids. The record is from RefSeq and is a predicted model, not a curated record.